CGUUUGGCUGCCCUUUGCUCUCACCAGAGAAAGCAGAGACCUGCAGGUAUCCGAGAACUACAAUUCCCAGAAGGCCGCAGCGCGGGCUUUGGGCCGGAUGUACUCUUGGUCUGAGACCUGCUGGUACAAGCUGGGCAAGGGUCUCCCACAUCUACGUUCAUGGCGUCCCCUAACAAGGCAGUGAUUGUUCCCGGGAACGGAGGCGGGGAUGUGGCCACCCACGGCUGGUACGGCUGGGUGAGAAAGGGGCUGGAGCAGAUUCCUGGGUUCCAGUGUUUGGCUAAAAACAUGCCUGACCCAAUUACAGCUCGAGAGAGCAUCUGGCUGCCCUUCAUGGAGUCAGAGCUGCACUGUGACGAGCAGACCAUCAUCAUAGGCCACAGUUCCGGGGCCAUCGCAGCCAUGAGGUACGCAGAGACACAUCAGGUUUAUGCUCUCGUAUUGGUGUCUGCAUACACAUCCGACUUGGGAGAUGAGAAUGAGCGUGCAAGUGGGUACUUCAGCCGCCCCUGGCAGUGGGAGAAGAUCAAAGCCAACUGCCCUCACAUUGUACAGUUUGGCUCUACUGAUGACCCCUUCCUUCCCUGGAAGGAACAACAAGAAGUGGCAGAUAGGCUGGACGCCAAGCUGUACAAAUUCACUGACCGUGGUCACUUUCAGAACACAGAGUUCCAUGAACUGAUUAGUGUGGUGAAGUCUAUGCUGAAAGGACCAGAAUAGUCAGGAUGACUCCUGUUCUGUAACAAACAGGCCAGGAUGGAGCAAAGUAAUAUUAACAACUAUUCUCACCCAGUACUAGACAGGAAAUGUCCAGUUAAGCUGCAAAAGCACCUUAACAACAAACCCAUUUGAACACUCACACUAAGUUACUAGCACUUUCAUUUCCUACAGAACUUAAAUCUUCCUGAAAAGCUACUAACUAUAGCAGUAGGUUUCCUGUUUGGUAAGGGACACAGAGUUUGUUUAGCUAUCCUGUUGAUGCAAAGAGAGCUAAGUCAGAAGAAUCCAGAACUUGAUAAGACAUGGUGGUGCGUCCCUGUAAUUACUUCAGAGAAAGCAGGGGAUCGGGAGCGGAAGGCUCGCUUGAUCCUGUCUCAAAAGAAAGAGCAAGAACACAACCUAGGUCUCCUGAGUCUCAUUCCAAAUGACAAUAGGUUUAGAAGAUGUGAUCCACUUCUGAGACCCCAAUACUUGCAAAGGUGAGGAAGGUGGAAUCUUGAGUUUGAGGCUGGUCUAGGCCUAAAAAAGUAAAACCCUGUUUCAAAACAAAGCAAAAACAAAAAACAGAUUUUCAUUCAAAUUAUAUGAGUGACAGUUUUUCCUUUUUGAAAUAAUUUUUUUUUUCUUACUGGGGAAAGAAAACAUGAGUUAAGGUCCAGGAUGUUGUCUUAGAACUCAAAACUCUAGCUGCUCUUUCAAGCUGGCUCAAAAGAGUAAACUCAAACUUGGAUCUUCAUCCUGGCAUUCCUGACCCCACCACAUCCCCAGGUCCUUCUAACGAGUAGAGAGAAACCAACGACUAUGGAUGCUGAGUAAGGAGCUGCAGGGGCGAAUAUCUGCAUAGCCUGUCACCUAUAUGUCAACUGGACAUGACUGGCAGAAUUAGAUCUUGGGAGAGUGCUGCAAUAUAGAAAUGUGACAAGUACUCAUGUCCUUUUUUUAACUGGGGGAAUAUAUAUGUAUGUAUAUUCAAUCUCUACAUUAAUUAUAGUGGCUAGCAACAGCAUUGUAAUUCAAAAAUUUGCAAAUGCUACAAGACAAAGACCAAGUCAUCCAUUUGUGAGCUUGGUCAUAAACAUUUUUAGCUUCACUAUGAAGUCCAAGAAAAUGAUACUAAGAUGAUACUAAAGGGUGGAAAUCAAGGGGGCAGUCUGUACUGUGUUAUUAAGUUUUAGGUAGCUUCAAAAUAACUUUUCCGGGGCUGGAGAGGUGGCUCAGCAGUUAAGAGCACUGACUUUUUCAAUUCCCAGAAACCACACAGUGGCUCUGUAAUGGGAUCCAGUGUCCUCUUCUAGUUAGUCUAAAGAGACAGUGUACUCACAUACAUAAAAUAAGUAAAUCUUUUUUUUCCACAAUGCAAGUUUAAUUCUAUAGAGUUCAGCCUCUUGUAGAAAGCAUUCAAGCAACACUACUGAUUUUUCUUAUAUUCACUCAAAAAUAAACAGCCCCUUUUUAAUACUACUUUUUAUAUUGUAUAUAUUCAAUGUAUAAAAUGGUUUUAUGAUUACAUUUUCACUUGUUUAUAAAGUACUUUGACCAUAUGCAAAAAAAUAAAAUAAAAUGUUUAUUUCCUA
Mastomys coucha (southern multimammate mouse) is the source of this 2294-nucleotide messenger RNA. It is a transcript of the gene Rbbp9, whose product is annotated as RB binding protein 9, serine hydrolase. The transcript is spliced from 5 exons. Bases 160 to 720 code for a protein of 186 amino acids. The record is from RefSeq and is a predicted model, not a curated record. Lineage: Eukaryota; Metazoa; Chordata; Mammalia; Rodentia; Muridae. Gene Ontology annotation, molecular function: hydrolase activity.